AUGAAUCACAGAAGGCUCGAGAAUGUUUCCAAGCCUUUCUUUGUGACUAAUUUCCCUCCUGAUGCAGACGUUAAGUCCUUAUGGGAGGAGUGUGAUAAGGUUGGGAAUGUGGUCGAUAUCUACAUUGCUAGGAAACUAUCAAAAAUUGGUAAGCGAUUCGCAUUCGUUCGAUUUAUCAAAGUUAAGGAUGAUUUAUUGUUAGAACAAAAACUAAGAGACAUUUGGAUGGGAUCAUACCACUUAUUUGCUUAUGUGGCUCGGUUUAGUCGAGAUGUUAGUAACACGGGAGGAUUGAAUAAAAAGGAGAAGGCUGUCUCACAUAACUCUGUUGAGUAUAAUGUUGUUAAGCAGGUGAAGAAGCUGAAUGUGCAUGCUGUUGCAAACUAUAGUUCGUAUGCCAAUGUCUUAAAGGGUCAGGGGGUUGAGAAAACUAAUAAUGGCCCAGUUCCUGAAUGUAUUUUAUAG
Lactuca virosa is the source of this 465-nucleotide messenger RNA. NCBI's taxonomy places the organism in Eukaryota, Viridiplantae, Streptophyta, Magnoliopsida, Asterales, Asteraceae. The record is from the annotation of a GenBank genome assembly.